Merops nubicus (carmine bee-eater) is the source of this 2493-nucleotide messenger RNA. RefSeq names its product atrial natriuretic peptide receptor 1-like. NCBI's taxonomy places the organism in Eukaryota, Metazoa, Chordata, Aves, Coraciiformes, Meropidae. The record is from RefSeq and is a predicted model, not a curated record. The transcript has 22 exons. Gene Ontology annotation, biological process: receptor guanylyl cyclase signaling pathway; cGMP biosynthetic process; intracellular signal transduction. Gene Ontology annotation, molecular function: peptide receptor activity; ATP binding; protein kinase activity. The annotation marks the transcript as partial.
CAUGAUUUAGAUAACAAAGACUAUGACUGUUGGCCCCUGGAAAAACCAGAUGAGCAUAACAUGCUGGACUGUGGAGGGCUGGAAAUGGCAUGGGUGCAAAGGCCUCCAGAAAAGGCUGUGAGUGGGGAAUUCUUCAACGUGACCUACACAGUCUUUGCUUCAGACAGCUUUUAUCAAUAUGCAGUGCAGAAUGGAAUCCUUUCUCACAGCAAUGCUACUGCUGCAAAGGAGUUCUGUGAGGAGCAUGAAUGUCCUGCCAACUGGAAAGAUGCCAAUGGGGAAAACUGCUGUGUCCACCAUGCCAACAUUCACUCCUGUCCUUUGGCCUUCAUGGGUAGAGGAGGAAUAUGUGGUCCGUGGAUCCCAGAUGAUGGCCAGAUCUUCACUCACACUUUGUCUACAGCUGGCAAAAUGAGCCAAAGAAACUGGACUGCCAAGGUUGUUUUAGUUCAUGUGGGUGUGACUUCUCUCAUCGCACACAUCAGAGUUGGGAGAAUGCAAGUUGCUCUGGAAGCAAAAACCACAGUCCUUCCUGCAGUAGUCUGUGGAGAUGGCGUCUGUGAGGAAGAAGAAGGCUGCUCUAUCUGUCCAGCAGAUUGUGGGGAAUGCCCUCUGUCUGCUGAUGCCAGGAUAGCAAUUGCCUUACCAAUAUGUUUAGUCUGCACUGGCUCCAUUUUGACAGUCAUGUGGUUCCAAUAUCAGAAACAGAAGAUGUUUUGGGAUGAAAGCUGGAUUAUAGACUUCACCUGCAUCAAACAAGAGCGCGUAGUGUGGACAGCAACAGGCAGCACAAUGAGUGCUCCCCCAGUACACGGCGGCUCCAGUGCUAGUUGUAUCUCUGCUCUGAGCUCCUGCACGGCGGCUGCUAACACGUCCAGGAAACAGUACUUCACCCAGACUGGGAGAUAUGAUGGUAGAAUGGUGGCCAUAAAGAAAAUAAUGAAGAAAGCAUUCACACUGUCCAAAGCCAUACGUAGAGAAGUAAAGAAAGUUAGGGAACUUGACCAUCCCAAUCUCUGCAAAUUCAUUGGAGGUUGUAUAGAAGUGCCAAAUGUUGCCAUCGUGACAGAGUACUGCCCCAAAGGCAGCCUGAGUGAUGUUCUGCUCAAUGAAGACAUACCUUUGAACUGGGGCUUCAGGUUUUCUUUUGCUACUGAUAUUGCACAAGGAAUGGCCUAUCUUCACCACCACAAAAUGUAUCAUGGGCGGUUGAAGUCUACUAACUGUGUGAUAGAUGACCGAUGGGUUUGUAAAAUUGCAGAUUAUGGUUUGCAGUCUUACAGAAAGGAAGAUUGUCCUGAUGGGCCAGCCUCAUACCAGCAUCAUUUACAGAUACAGAUUUACACAGCUCCUGAAAUCCAUUCCCUUUCAGGCUUUGAACCCAAUUCAAUGACAGAUGUCUACAGUUAUGCCAUCAUUUUACUAGAAAUUGCCACAAGAAGUGACCCUAUGCCAGUAAGUGAACGUUCUUGGUGCCCACCUUUGGCAGAAUUAAUUUCAGAAAAGGCUGAGAAUUCUUGUCCAUGUCCCACAGAUUACAUAGAGUUAAUCAGAAGGUGCAGAAAAACUAAUCCAGCCCAAAGGCCUACAUUUGAACAAGUCAAGAAAAUGUUGUACAAGAUGAAUCCUAAUAAAGUUAGCCCUGUUGACAUGAUGAUGACUCUGAUGGAGAAAUACAGCAAACAUCUGGAGAUACUGGUUUCUGAGAGAACUCAGGAUUUAAUGCAUGAAAAACAGAAGACUGAUCGUCUGUUGUAUAGUAUGUUGCCGAAGCAAGUAGCAGAUGAUCUCAGGCAAGGAAAACAUGCACAAGCUCAAAGUUACUUAAGUGCCACCAUCUUUUUCAGUGACAUUGUUGGCUUCACUGAGCUGUCCAGCAACAGCACACCUUACCAAGUGGUAGAUCUCUUGAACAAGCUUUAUACCACUUUUGAUGAAAUCAUAGAUAACUAUGAUGUCUAUAAGGUGGAGACAAUAGGAGAUGCUUACAUGGUGGUGUCAGGAGUACCCAAAAAGAAUGGAAUCCUUCAUGCUGGUGAGAUUGCAAGCAUGGCUUUAGACCUUCUGGAUGUCUGCAAGACUUUUAAGAUCCCCCACAAGCCCAAUACCCUCCUAAAGAUAAGAGCAGGAAUCCACUCAGGGGCGGUUGUAGCCGGAGUUGUUGGGACUAAAAUGCCACGGUAUUGUUUAUUUGGAGAUACUGUGAACACAGCUUCCAGGAUGGAAUCUACCAGUGAAGCUCUUAAAAUACAGUGCAGCUCAAGUGCAUACCAGCUGUUGGAGCAGAUUGGAGAGUAUGUGUUAGUGUGCCGUGGGAAUUUACAAGUCAAGGGGAAAGGAGACAUGGUAACAUACUGGCUUGAAGGUAAGAAAACCUCUGCCACCCCGAAGGCUAUCACCAGUGCUUCUGUGACUCUUCAAGACCCCAACAGAGCAUUUAAUUUGAUACCAGGUGUACUUCCCAAUGAAAGUCUUUCAAGUCCAUCUUACUAG